CGGGGCAGCCCCAAUAAGCCGUGGUGACCCGUUAGGGUUUUCUUAAAACCGUUGCAAUUCAACGUUUUCACUCUCAAAGUCUCUCUUCCUCCUUCUGGUUAGGGUUUUCCCGCACCAUACGAAUGGAGAAUCAUAUCUCAAAGGUUGGUCGCUCCCUCAUAAAGCAGCUCGCAUACUGCAACAAAACCACCAGAGAAAAGGCUCUUCGACUUCUCCUCAAAUCAUGGCUUCCAUCGCAAUCCCAACCUCUCUCCGACGAAGACGCCAAAAAGCUAUGGAAAGGUCUCUUCUACUGCAUGUGGCACGCCGACAAGCCUCUCGCUCAAUCCGACCUCACCGAUCGUCUUUCUUCUCUUCUCUUAUCGCUCGAUCUCUCUCUCUCCGUUCAGUACUUCUCCACCUUCUUACUCACCAUGCGUCGCGAGUGGUCGGGGAUCGACGCGCUUAGGUUAGACAAGUUCUACCUUCUCAUUCGUAGGUUUAUUUCCAAGUUUUUCUCUCUUUUGAAGAAGAAUCGAUGGGAUUUGGAGCUCGUGCAGCGACUUAUGGAGGUUUUGGAUGAAGAAACUUUCUCUGCUCAUGAUAAGUUACAGGGGAAUGGGGUUAAUUACCACAUUGCCACUGUUUUUCUCGAAGAGCUCAGGGCUUUUCUUCCUCUUAAACCGCAGGUUCUUGAGGUGCUUUUGAAGCCGUUUAUUUCUGCUAUGGGGAAGUUUUCGGAUAAGGUUUUGCUUGGGAAGGUUAGGUCUGGUGUGUUCGAUGUAUUGUUGAGAAUGGGGAAGAGGUUGUUUGAGGUUAAGAAGGGAGGGGAUGAGGUUGAUUCUGAUGAUGAUGUUGUGGUUUUUGGGACGAUUGCGUUUGUUAUGGGUUUUUCUGGCAAGUUUUAUGAAUUGGGUUCUUCUCCUGAAUGUUGUCAGGGGAAUAGGAAGGUGCUGUUUAGUUUGCAUUCGGAGUUUUUGAAGCUGGAGAAGGAUGCGGCGGCUUCUGGGUUUGAGUUUCAUAUUCCUGAUGUUGUUGAUGAGGAUGAUGAGGAAGUGCCGGAUUUGGUUCCCAUUGGUAAUGGUGUGGAGGGAGGUGACUUGGGACUUGCUGAGGUUGUUACUAAUGGUAAGGUGUUGAAGAAGUGUGAGAAGGAUGAUGGUGGCAAAAAAGCAAAGAAGAAGAAGAAGAAGAAGAAGGGUAAUGGGUCGGAUUUGGCUUGUGAGAAGAAUUCUGCUGAGAAUGACAAGGAAAAUGUGGCAUGUGAAAAUGGUGGAACUUCAAAUGAUGAACAAGUUAAUGACGAAAGCAUGAUAUCGUUGAAUGAAACUGUGAUUUUGAACCUGCAAAAGCAAUUUGAGAAGGUUGCUGAGGAAGCUGGUUUGGAUGAUGGAGUUGCAAGUGCGUGUGAUACCCCUGAGGCUAGAUCAACGGGAACUGUAUCUAAGAAGAGAAAGAGAACAAAGAAAUUAAAAGGAAAGACAUCUCAGGAUUUUGAUUUGGACGGUGGAGAUGCUGAGGACAUUGCAGUUGCAAAGAGUGGGGAGAAAAGUACAAAGAAGGUAAGAUUUUCCAUGAAAAAUAACUUGGUGUGGAAGCCACACAAUCCUUUACCUCCUCAGAGCUUGAGACUGCCUCCCUCUGUUACACCCAGAGGAAGUGCACUCAAAAAGGGUGUACCCCCGGGUCCCAUCAGGGAGAUGCCUCUUCCUACCAAAAAGACAAAACUGAAGAAGGCCAGGAAGGCAAUAAAGGGUGUUUCCCCGUCUGUCAAACGCCUGAAGAAAUUAAAAUCACGUGCUGCAUAAUUUCAUUGAUGUUGUUAUGGGGUUGUGUUUCCAUGACUUGUUUGUCAUACUCUUUUAGUUAUCAUUAUGAAUUUUUUUGAAGUUUAUUGUGAUAAUUGAUCUCUGCUCCAAUCGAAAAGCAAUUUGACUUGUGGUUUAAGGGGCUUUGUCUAUGCCUUCCAAGAUAUUUUUCACUGUCAUUCAUAUGAUGAAAUAGCUUUUAAAUGCUUGAUGAUUACCUUUGUUAUGAGGCUGAAAAAUGAUAAUAUGGAGGAUAUAAGAUUUCUUAUAGCUUUUCAAUUAGAAACUUUUCAAAUUCCUGGAUUUUAACCUGUGGGAUUGUCUUAUAAUACUUCAACUCAUAUUGGGAUAUCACUAGGCUAUAUUUAAGAAGUAUGACAACUUUAUUCAUUUUCAAACCAUUUACAUUGUUGGCGUGGUUACCAUCACAACGAUACAAAAGAAUGGAUCUUGAAUUAUUGAUGAUAGUGCGUAGUAGGCUCUUUUUCAAACUCAAGCUUUGUUGGUGAUAGUGCACAGUCCAUCGUUGAUAUUUUAUUAGUCAAGCUUCCAAUUUCAUUUGACGUUACGAGUUUCUCUCAGUCAAUUCAUCAAGGGGAGACAAGUACUACAGUGAAUGUAUUACGCUAAACUAAAUGUUUGACGCCAGCCAACAAAGAAGAUUCUUUGGACACUGAAACAGACAAGGAAAGCUUUUCUAUUUGUUAGGGCAAAGCGAAGAGAUUCAGUGGAAAUUAAUGGAAGAACAGCACAAAAGUGAAAUAAGGGAAAAACUGCCGUUGAAGUUCCUCCUGAACCCAUCACAAGUUCAAAUGAUUUAGAUUAUGAUGAUUUCUUUAUGCCUGUCCCAGCACCUGUGCAAAUACGAGCUCCUAUCCCUGAAGAACAACAACGUGAAAUUUUUAAGUGGAUGCUGGGAGAGAAAAGAAUACUGAAACCUAAGGACGUAGAGAAAAAAAAAAUUGAUGAAGAAAAGGCCAUUCUUAAACAGUUCCUAAUACCAAAGUUUUAACUUCCACAGGCAGAAAGGCUUUGAGUUUGGCAAGCUCAUCUUUUCAGAAGUCCAUUUUUUGCUUGAUAGUAAUGGGCCAAUGGAUUGCAUUUCCAUGAGUUUUAGGGAAACAUGCAUCCAGCCAAACUGAACCUAAUGGAAGUCUUGUAUGCGUACCAGCUGAAUAUUUAACUGUAGCCUUUGUCACAUUUAUGUUGCUUGUGUCAAACUUGUCCCAUUAAUAAUGGGGAAUACCGAUAUCCUUCAAGUGAAUUUGGUCAGGGUGCAUAACUGAAUUGUCGUUUUGAGACUACUUGGUCCACCUGCAAUGUUCUCAUGAGUGAAUCAUACUUGGCUUGGCUUGGUAUUCUUGGAAUUGGUAAAAAAAUUGCACAAUGACUAAGAUGAAAUGCGGAUAAAUGUAGAACUGGUAUGUGAAUAAAUUAAUACGCUAUGUCAAUUUUUCAG
Molecule: messenger RNA, 3246 nt
Organism: Abrus precatorius (Indian licorice)
Lineage: Eukaryota; Viridiplantae; Streptophyta; Magnoliopsida; Fabales; Fabaceae
Product: ribosomal RNA processing protein 1 homolog
Exons: 2
Coding region: 123-1787 (554 amino acids)
Biological process (GO): rRNA processing
Cellular component (GO): preribosome, small subunit precursor; nucleus; preribosome, large subunit precursor
Source: RefSeq, a predicted model, not a curated record